Molecule: messenger RNA, 558 nt
Organism: Staurois parvus
Lineage: Eukaryota; Metazoa; Chordata; Amphibia; Anura; Ranidae
Source: the annotation of a GenBank genome assembly
AAAAAAAAGCAGAUGAGAGACUUGGAAAGGGUUAAAUCCUCCCUCCAACCCCCCCCCCCCCUUCAGGCUUGCACAGGUGUACGGCUCCUCCCCUUCAGUCUUGCACAGGUGUACCUGCUCCUCCCCUUCAGUCUUGCACAGGUGUACCGGCUCCUCCCCUCCAGUUUUGCACAGGUGUACCGGCUCCUCCCCUUCAGUCUUGCACAGGUGUACCGGCUCCUCCCCUCCAGUAUUGCACAGAUGUAUCGGCUCCUCCCCUUCAGUCUACCACAGGUGUACCGGCUCCUCCCCUCCAGUCUUGCACAGGUGUACCGACUCCUCCCCUCCAGUCUUGCACAGGUGUACCGGCUCCUCCCCUUCAGUCUACCACAGGUGUACCGGCUCCUCCCCUCCAGUCUUGCACAGGUGUACCGGCUCCUCCCCUUCAGUCUACCACAGGUGUACCGGCUCCUCCCCUCCAGUCUUGCACAGGUGUACCGACUCCUCCCCUCCAGUCUUGCACAGGUGUACCGGCUCCUCCCCUUCAGUCUAGCACAGGUGUACCAGCUCCUCCCCUCC